Molecule: messenger RNA, 1092 nt
Organism: Haemonchus placei
Lineage: Eukaryota; Metazoa; Nematoda; Chromadorea; Rhabditida; Trichostrongylidae
Source: the annotation of a GenBank genome assembly
UCGUCUACCUCCUCGCAUAGCGUAAAGCGUCGCCAUACUACUGAGGAAUCGAAGGGUAUGGCACCAGAGUAUCUUCCUUCGACAUCUGAUGACGCUCCUCAAACUGAAGAAGACGAUGAUCUGAGACUGUAUCAGUUUCUAGACGGCGAUUCAAGUGCAGAUAACGAAGAACUAGAAAACGAUGCGUUCCGAGAAAUGGAGGCGGGAUUGAAUGAUGUUAUGUACCAUCAGAAAGAUGCACCACCGCAGCUCACUGCUCUUCGCUGUAGUGGAAUUGGUUCUCCGAAAAAGGUAUGGGGUUUACUCUGUCGGAAAAAUGAACUCAUACGACCGAGUAACCGAUUACUUGAGAAACAUCCCGAACUGACCCCACAUACGAGGGCGAUUCUCGUAGAUUGGAUGAUGGAGGUGUGUUCGAGCGAGAAGCAGCAUCGAGAGACUUUCCAUCUAGCCGUUGACUAUGUCGACAGAUUUCUUGCUACAUUUCAAGGUAUCAGGUCACAGACAUACCAGCUCGUGGGGACAUCAGCACUGUUUCUUGCAAGCAAAUAUGAGGUCAGCUGUAAUGACAUGCUCAGUAGUUGGUCACGUAUACCGAUGGAGACGUAUGUCAAAUUUUUUCAUUGGUGGUCAGAUUCAUGGUCACUGGCACCGCUCACUAGCAUUCACUGGCUUAGCAUGUACAUGCAAUUUUUAGGAAAUAAGGAGGUGCUAGACCUCCUGUUACUCGACGUGGGAUCGUUCAAGUAUUCGUAUCGAGAACUUGCUGCAGCCGUUCUUUUUGCCUGCUACGAACCUCAUGCUCUCGUUCAAGAAGUAACAGGGUACUCGUACUCGGCUCUUCUGAAGGUUGUUGAAUGGGUAGAACCUGUGGUAAAGGCAUGUGAUCGAUUACGAGCACUUGGCGAUCCUAUGCCAGCUCUUGAAGGAAUUCGCGCAGAUGAUCUUCAUAACAUUCAAACUCAUCCCGAUCAAGAGUUCGAUGAAGUGAUGAUGGCCCGAGAGAAGGUAAAAGUAGUUCCGAUGAGUCGAAGGAGAGGACCACUGAGAUCCAGAUGUACUAAUCCCGAUCAAAUAACAAUUUUUUCGUGA